AUGAAUUCCAGACAUCCACGCGAGCAAGGUACGAAAAAAUGUGAGAUCGCAUUGAGCACCACUAUUAAACUGCACUUAGGUCCGAGGUCGAAUGUUUUCAAAGCCUGUGAUGCCUGUCGACAGCGAAAACUAAAAUGUAAUGGCUUGAACCCAUGUGAGCGUUGCAUCAAUAAUUCGGCGCAAUGCAACUAUCGGAAGAAAGCUCGGAGACGAGAUACAGCAACACAGAAAACAGUGACCAAUCAGCGUGCCACUUUCAUUCCCAUACAGCCUGCUGUCGAUCAUCUCGUUAUCAAAGCUGCGCAACCGAGAGAGACGGAAAUUGAUGAUCAAAACACUCGGAGGAAGCUUCAGAGCAUUUUGAAGACUAUUCGAAUUACCGACAGCGUACCAUCAAGAGGGACUGUUACCAGAACCUUUGGCUGUACUUCAUCAGCGGCCGUACUUAGUCUCCUACUAGACUUGAUAUGGCAAUCAAACAGCUUUUUGAUUUUGGGAUCCGAGAUGGAAUAUUCGAAUGAUCACACCCGGGAUGUCUUACGAUAUAUUUUGCAGGUCUUUGCAAUUUCCGAAUCGUCUCGUCGACCUCCUCUUAAUCCAACUCUGCCAGGUCCAUUAGAUACGGUUUCAUUGGAGAUUCAGUCUGUUUUCUUAGACCAAUAUAUAUCCAUGGCGUGGAAAGUACUUCCAUUCCAAUCGCCCAAUAGCCUUCGCGCACAGUUACCCCAUCUUGCUGACCAAGCACCCUCGCCCAUGUUUGAUGACGGCAAGGCGCGGCGAUCCAUUUUCUUCCCUAUGCUUGGCAUUGGCGCAAUUACAGCAGGCUAUGCUGAGCUGGGAAGCCUUUUCAUUGCGGAUGCACAAAGGGAGACACUGACGGCAGAACCUGUGGGCGAUAUCCUUGCCUUCCAAAGCGAUUUGCUGAUGAUAAGUUUGGUCUACUCUGUCUUUAGAAUUUCAACUAACUAA
This is a messenger RNA of Penicillium malachiteum, 969 nucleotides long. RefSeq names its product Zn(II)2Cys6 transcription factor domain-containing protein. Gene Ontology annotation, molecular function: zinc ion binding; DNA-binding transcription factor activity, RNA polymerase II-specific; sequence-specific DNA binding. The transcript has a single exon. Gene Ontology annotation, cellular component: nucleus. Gene Ontology annotation, biological process: positive regulation of transcription by RNA polymerase II. Lineage: Eukaryota; Fungi; Ascomycota; Eurotiomycetes; Eurotiales; Aspergillaceae. The coding region runs from base 1 to 969 and encodes 322 amino acids. The record is from RefSeq and is a predicted model, not a curated record.